Molecule: messenger RNA, 1635 nt
Organism: Saxophila tyrrhenica
Lineage: Eukaryota; Fungi; Ascomycota; Dothideomycetes; Mycosphaerellales; Extremaceae
Exons: 3
Coding region: 1-1635 (544 amino acids)
Biological process (GO): regulatory ncRNA-mediated heterochromatin formation
Cellular component (GO): nucleus
Molecular function (GO): siRNA binding
Source: RefSeq, a predicted model, not a curated record
AUGUUCGUCCGCACCGACAAGGACCUCCCGGUCGACCCCUCCUACCCAGCAGACCUUACCCAGCUCAACUACAAGCUAGACGACAAGGGUGAGUUCGUCAAGAUCACUAACCCAGAAGGACCGAACAAGCACUUCACGUUUUUCAUCUCCAGCUCCGACCGCGUCAAUGAGGUGCACAAGGAAGCGACGCACACUGCUGUUCGCGAAAUCAUCAAAGGUGAGUUGAGCAAGUUUGGCGUGCGUGAACUCUUCUUGGCAGGCGGCGGCGGCGAUGAGGUGUUGGGUGGCGUGCAGCCCAAGGACAAGCACAUGGUGGUCAUGACGUCGGAUGUGGAGGUGUUGAAGGAGAAGAACGAUGUGAUCGUGAUUGUGGGCGAGCUGAACCAGGACAUGGGAGUGUGGGCGUGGCGGUCGUGCAUGAGGGAGGGUGGUAUUAAUGGCGGAUCGGUGGUUGGCAUGAUGAAGAAGCUGCAAGCGCUGGAUAUGAACAAGCCUGAGAGCGGUGUCCACCCAGUCUUGAGCUCUCCGCCAGUCUCCCCAGUGGAUGGGGUCUUCGACUUUGGGCCUGCCGCCGCCGCGAUGCUCGAGGCAUCCAAAGCGCAGAAGAUGCCAGGUAUCAUCAUCCUCAAUCCUGGGCAGCUCCACUACUCCCACAAAGAGGGCAAGUGCAUGUCCUGGCCAGCCUGGUCUGCUCGUAAGCGUGCUUCGGCCAUCGCCAAAGGUUUCGUGAUCGACGAGGAGUACAACCGCGUUCCCGGCCACUCCCACCCCGAAGAGCAUAUCGCCACGAUGUUCGAGAAAGUCAUCCCACAGCUCAUUCGCAAGGACGCUAAGCUCUACGUUCUCGGCGUCACGGACGGUGCAGAGCGCUUUAUCAAGUGGGCGGGGGCAGCAUUGGAGGCGAACCCUGACAGCGGGAUCGCUAAUCAGGUUCAUGCGAUGGCGUUCACCGAACCGACUCACAAUCCGGGCGAGGUUCAAGUGUCACUGCGUGUCCGUAUGCUUCACGCUGGGCGCGCCUGGGUCAGAUCAACUGUACCGCUGGGCACGUACAUCAACAGUCCUGGUGCUACGGCGGAGGACCGUUUGAAGAUUGGGAAGGCGGCGAAGGAGAAGGCUGAGGAGGAAGAGGAAGGACCGAAGGAGAUGGCCAGCAACGCCGGGAACAAGAUCACGCACAACGACCAUGAUGAAGCCACCCCGGAAGAGCCAGUUGAUCUCACCGACAGCGCCACCUCUCUUACGCACAUGGAAGCCUCCCCAUCGAAAUCCCACAUCAGCAACUACGACGACGACUUCGUGGAGAUGCGCGCCCUGAGCGAGUCGAUCGAGCAGUUCAAGGAGUGCGAGGCCACGAACAAAGAGGCCAGGGAGAAGGCUAAGGCAGCUGGGGUGCCCGUUCUCGAGGUGGAAGACGUUACUGCUGCUGCUGACGAGCUCGAUUUGAGCUCCAUGCGCGGGUCCACUCACUCGGAGAAGGGUGAGGAGGAGGUUGAUGGUGCGGACGACUACAGCAAUCUUCCUGUCUCGGUGGCGACGUUCUCUGGCGGUGUCUCCGACAUCGAUGAGAUGUUGGUGCCCACGAGCAUGGAUCUGAUCCUGGAGUGGUUCGUGCGUCGCUCGGAGAUGUCGUAA